AUGGGUUGCAAAAUAAAAGCACUAAGGGCCAAGACAAACACUUACAUUAAGACCCCUGUUCGUGGAGAAGAACCCAUCUUUGUUGUCACUGGACGAAAAGAGGACGUAGCCAUGGCCAAAAGGGAAAUUCUCUCAGCUGCUGAACACUUUUCCAUGAUCAGAGCAUCACGCAACAAGAACGGUCCUGCCCUGGGAGGCUUGCCAUGUACCCCCAAUCUGCCAGGUCAGACAACAGUCCAAGUCAGGGUGCCUUACCGUGUAGUUGGGCUAGUGGUUGGACCGAAAGGAGCUACAAUCAAAAGAAUUCAGCAGCAGACCCAUACCUACAUAGUCACUCCCAGCAGAGACAAGGAGCCUGUCUUCGAAGUUACAGUAAUGCCCGAAAACGUCGACCGUGCGCGCGAGGAGAUUGAGAUGCACAUAGCCAUGCGUACCGGGAACUACAUUGAGCUGAACGAAGAGAACGAUUUCCAUUACAACGGUACAGAUGUGAGCUUUGAAGGAGGCACUCUCGGGUCUGCGUGGCUUGCUUCUAAUCCUGUCCCUCCUAGCCGCACCAGAAUGAUUUCUAAUUAUAGAAAUGACAGCUCCAGCUCCUUGGGAAGUGGCUCCACAGAUUCCUAUUUUGGAAGCAAUAGAUUGGCUGACUUCAGCCCAACGAGUCCAUUCAGCACAGGCAACUUCUGGUUUGGAGAAACGCUGCCUUCAGUGGGCACAGAAGACCUUGCGGUCGACUCUCCAGCGUACGACUCCUUACCGACGCCUUCCCAAACCAUUUGGACUCCUUUUGAACCUGUAAACCCUCUCUCCGGCUUUGGUAGCGACCCUGCUAGUAAUGCCAAGCCUCAUCGCCGAGGGAGCCAACCAUCUACUCCUCGCCUGUCACCCACGUUUCCAGAAAGUCUGGAUCACCCACUGGCUAGGAGAGUGAGGAGCGACCCACCUAGCACCGGCCACCAAGCCGGCCUCCCCAUAUACAUCCCCGCUUUCUCCAACGGUACCAACAGCUAUUCCUCUUCCAACGGCGGCUCCACGUCCAGCUCGCCCCCCGAGUCGAGACGGAAGCACGACUGCGUGAUCUGCUUCGAGAGCGAAGUCAUUGCGGCCCUGGUCCCCUGUGGCCACAAUCUCUUCUGCAUGGAGUGUGCCAACAAAAUCUGUGAAAAGGAAGCGCCAUCGUGUCCCGUUUGCCAGACAGCUGUUACUCAGGCAAUCCAAAUUCACUCUUAA
Messenger RNA from Phaethon lepturus (White-tailed tropicbird), 1230 nucleotides. It is a transcript of the gene MEX3C, whose product is annotated as mex-3 RNA binding family member C. The transcript is spliced from 2 exons. NCBI's taxonomy places the organism in Eukaryota, Metazoa, Chordata, Aves, Phaethontiformes, Phaethontidae. Gene Ontology annotation, molecular function: RNA binding. Bases 1 to 1230 code for a protein of 409 amino acids. The record is from RefSeq and is a predicted model, not a curated record.